This is a messenger RNA of Trichomycterus rosablanca, 2090 nucleotides long. Its product is annotated as cytochrome P450 11B, mitochondrial. Lineage: Eukaryota; Metazoa; Chordata; Actinopteri; Siluriformes; Trichomycteridae. The transcript is spliced from 9 exons. Bases 86 to 1759 code for a protein of 557 amino acids. Gene Ontology annotation, cellular component: mitochondrial inner membrane. Gene Ontology annotation, biological process: cortisol metabolic process; cholesterol metabolic process; cellular response to peptide hormone stimulus. Gene Ontology annotation, molecular function: heme binding; iron ion binding; oxidoreductase activity, acting on paired donors, with incorporation or reduction of molecular oxygen. The record is from RefSeq and is a predicted model, not a curated record.
GGAGGAGAGGGGGGUGCAUAGAAUUUAGGAUGAAUAGAUCACUGAGGCACUGUGUGAGACGGACUGAUAGAGAGACGGAGGAACCAUGAUCACCCCGUCUACUCGAUCUGUGGUGAUGUGCCGGGCUCUGAGGGCCUCCACGUCUGGAGAUGGAGGAAUGAGCUCUGUGAUGAUGGAAAGGAUGAAGGAAGGAACGGGUGAGGUUAUAGAGGAGAGGAUGGAUGGAGCGAUGGAGGACAGGAGGACUGGAAAAGGAAGUCAGGGACUAGUGAGGAGCUUUCAGGAGAUUCCACACACCGGACGUAAUGGCUGGAUCAACCUGCUGCACUUCUGGAGGAACGGAACCUUCACCCACCUGCACAAACACAUGGAGCAAACAUUCAACUCACUGGGACCCAUCUACAGGCAGUAUCUGGGAUCUCAGUGCACUGUGAACAUCAUGUUUCCAGUGGAUAUCGGUGAACUCUUCCGUUCUGAAGGAUUAAAUCCUCGCCGUAUGACGCUGCAUCCGUGGGAUACGCACCGGGAAACACGCAAACACAGCAAAGGCGUUUUCCUCAAAAACGGAACUGAAUGGAGAGCGGACCGGUUGUUGUUAAAUCGGGAGGUGAUGUUGAGUUCAGCGGUGCGUCGGUUCCUGCCCUUGUUGGAUGAAGUAGCGAGAGAUUUUAGUGGUUUACUGCAGCGUAAAGUUCAAUCUGAGGGACAAAUGGAAAACAAGGCUCACACUCUGACCUUUGACCCUAGUCCUUACCUGUUCAGGUUCGCUCUGGAAGCGAGCUGCCAUGUUCUUUAUGGAGAACGUAUCGGCCUGUUCUCGUCCCAGCCGUCUCAGGAAUCCGAGCAGUUUAUUCAUGCUGUGGAGCGAAUGCUUAAUACGACUCCACCCCUUUUGUACAUACCCCGCCCACUUCUCCGCCUCCACGCCCCCCUUUGGAAACAGCAUGCCACUGCAUGGGACCACAUCUUUACUCACGCUGAAGCCAGGAUCAAGAGAGUCUAUGAGCGGCUUCAGACACAGGGAGGCAGUAUUAGUGGUGCAGCAGAGGUUUCUCAGUUCUAUGGAGUAUUGGGGCAGCUAAUGGAGAGAGGACAGCUACCGCUAGAGCUAAUCCGAGCUAACAUCACUGAACUGAUGGCCGGAGGAGUCGAUACGACAGCAGUUCCACUACAGUUUGCUCUGUUUGAGUUAGCACGGAGCCCUGAGGUUCAGGAGCAGGUACGAGCUCAGGUUCAGUCAGCAUGGGCAAAGGCCAAUGGGAAUCCUUUUAAAGCUCUGCAAGGGGCACCACUGCUCAAGGGCACGAUCAAGGAGACGCUCAGGUUGUAUCCAGUAGGUAUUACAGUACAAAGAUACCCAAUUAGAGACAUCGUACUACAGAACUACCACAUACCAGCUGGGACUCUGGUGCAGGUGUGUUUGUACCCUUUGGGGCGGAGUCAGGAUAUCUUCCAGAAUCCUUUGAACUUUGACCCUGGUCGCUGGGUUGGUAGUGAGUCUGGAGAGGGGCGUAGCAGUAACAACACCGCCGCAGAGACGGGCACUGGGGCAGGAUUUCGCUCCUUGGCAUUUGGUUUUGGGGCGCGACAAUGUGUGGGACGGAGAAUCGCCGAAAACGAGAUGCAGCUUCUUCUAAUGCAUAUACUAAGGCAUUUUCGGUUGAGUGUUCCAUCCACAAAUGAUCUGAACACCAAAUACACCCUCAUCCUCCAACCAGAAUCUCCACCCACGAUCACCUUCACCACCCUCCCUCACUGAUCAUCACUCAAUCAACCAAUUACUUAGCCAGUCAAUUAGUCAGUGAGAAACGUUUAAGUGUGAUUGUUUAUUAGCUGUAAUUACUGGAGCCAGAAACACAUUAUUUAAUCUUUAAACCAUAGAACCAGAGAGACUGAACCAGUGACAUCACUGCAGGGGAGGGACUCGCCUCCCGAGAAUCAAGCAGAAUCAACAAAUGGUCACUUAGAUCAGAUGUUUUUCUCUUCUGAUGUUUGAUGUGAAGAAAAACUAAAGCUUCUAAUUCAUGUCAUGUUGAGUGACUUUAUCAAGCAGGUGUUCCUAAUAAAGUGGCCACUAAGUGUAAUAUUAA